Molecule: messenger RNA, 1731 nt
Organism: Ceratina calcarata
Lineage: Eukaryota; Metazoa; Arthropoda; Insecta; Hymenoptera; Apidae
Gene: U2af50
Product: U2 small nuclear riboprotein auxiliary factor 50
Exons: 8
Coding region: 351-1643 (430 amino acids)
Biological process (GO): mRNA processing
Cellular component (GO): nucleus
Molecular function (GO): RNA binding
Source: RefSeq, a predicted model, not a curated record
AGGGGAAGCGAGCCGUGCGGGAAAAAUUAUCUCAUCCCUGCCGUCAGAUCCUGCACCAGACCUGCCAAAAUUCUGCCACUAGUAGAUUUGGCAGCCUUGGACAGCCUGCAAACGCAGCAACAACUAUAGUCACUGCGUCACUGUAAUAUAUACUGAUAUAUGUAGUAGUCACUACCAUAGACUACAAUACCUAGCAUCUAUAGCGUCUAUAGCUUGUCGUCGCCUCUCUCUAUCUGUCGCCAUCUCAGAAUAAAAAUUUGUUUUAGGAGCAAUUGACGUUUGUUAAGCUCCGUUGUUGUUUACGUUAUUACUUGCUUGGAAUAAAAUUGUUUUAGGUAGUAAAACGAAAAAUGGGCGAGGAUUACAACGGAGAUCGAGAUCGUCAAGAUCGCGACAAGGACAGGGACAGGGAUCGCGAUAGAAGGCACAGGUCGCGCAGCAGGGAUCGUCGAAAACGUUCGCGUUCACGUUCCAAGGAUCGGCGAGAUCGGAAACGAAGUAGUUCACCCAAAAAGAGCCGUAGCUCCAGGAGAAGGAAGCCGUCUCUAUAUUGGGAUGUUCCACCACCAGGUUUCGAUCACAUUAGCCCGUUACAGUAUAAAGCCAUGCAAGCUGCUGGACAGAUACCGGCAAACAUCGUGGCGGACACGCCACAAGCAGCUGUGCCAGUCGUGGGUAGUACCAUAACUAGACAAGCCAGGAGACUUUACGUAGGAAACAUUCCGUUCGGUGUGACUGAAGAGGAAAUGAUGGAAUUCUUUAAUCAGCAAAUGCAUCUAUCUGGUCUUGCUCAGGCUGCUGGAAAUCCAGUAUUAGCGUGUCAGAUCAAUUUAGAUAAAAACUUUGCCUUCUUAGAGUUCCGCUCGAUAGACGAGACGACGCAAGCAAUGGCAUUCGACGGUAUCAACUUCAAGGGACAAAGUCUAAAAAUAAGAAGACCCCACGACUAUCAGCCGAUGCCGGGAAUGACCGAUAAUCCAAGUAUGAACGUGCCAGGUACGGUUCCCGAUUCUCCACACAAGAUCUUCAUUGGUGGUUUACCCAAUUAUUUGAACGAAGAACAGGUGAAGGAGUUACUGAUGAGUUUCGGGCAGUUACGAGCAUUCAAUCUGGUGAAGGAUUCGGCCACAGGCCUGUCGAAGGGUUACGCGUUCUGCGAAUACGUUGACGUGUCGAUGACUGAUCAAGCGAUAGCCGGAUUGAACGGAAUGCAGCUGGGCGAUAAGAAACUAAUCGUGCAACGAGCCAGCGUGGGUGCUAAGAAUCCUAUGAUCGGGGCACAGGCGCCUGUCCAGAUUCAGGUGCCCGGAUUAUCGAUGGUCGGAACGAGCGGACCAGCUACUGAGGUGCUCUGCUUGUUGAACAUGGUAACGCCCGAAGAGCUGAUGGAAGAAGAGGAGUACGAGGAUAUCUUGGAGGAUAUCAAGGAAGAAUGUAACAAAUACGGUGUGGUACGAUCCGUGGAAAUACCGAGACCCAUAGAAGGCGUCGACGUGCCUGGUUGUGGAAAGGUAUUCGUCGAAUUCAAUAGCGUCAUCGACUGUCAAAAAGCGCAGCAGACUCUCACGGGAAGAAAGUUCAACAACCGCGUCGUUGUCACGUCAUACUUCGAUCCCGAUAAGUAUCACCGCAGGGAAUUCUAGACUCUGAAUGAUAGAUUUUCUUUUUUUCAUACUACAUAAUUAAUAAUUGACUCCAACUCCAGUGUAUAACACACGCACACACGCUCAC